ACCCGAAAUGCAACAGCAUACGGGGGAAAUACCAGGCGGGGAAUAGGAAAAGUAGCACCAUGCGAGAACAUCUCUGCGUUCUUUUGGCAGCUUUAAGUUUCUAAAAACGAGAAGAAUAGAGUCUGAAAACACUCAGGACUGCAGCGGAAGUCCUCGAUGUUUUGAGUGGUCGAAUAGUUUGUUUAUAAAUGUUUGAGAGGAGACGAGACAGCGGAUUUGGCCCUCACGCCGGAGCCUAUCAGAGCUAACGAGUUAGCUGUGAUGCUGGGCUGUACGCAGAGCAUGUGAAGCUGAAGUGCAGAUAGCCUUUUUGUAUUAAAUGUGUGCCCUGAUCUGAUAACAUGUCGGGCUUUAACUUUGGAACGGGAACUCUUGGUGUCGCCAACGCUGGAGGCGGAUUCGCAUUUGGGGCCGUAACCAGUGCACCUGCGGCCAGUACUGGUGGUUUCUCUAUCGGAGCAGCUCUGGGUACAGCAGCUCCAAACCCUGCUGCAGCCAUGACCAGCACGACCCCAUCCCUUGGCCUGGGAGGAAGUCUCUUUGGUCAGAAACCUACUGGAGGAUUCUCUUUCAACACACCUGCAUCAAGCGCUGCUCCUACGACAGGCCUCACAUUAGGUGCCCCAGCCUCAUCAGCUGCAUCCACUGGCUUCAGCUUGGCCUUUAACAAGCCCACCGCCUCAGCAACACCCUUCUCCCUCACCGCUGCUACCACCGCCACAUCAGCCCCUGCAGGGGCAGGUUUAUCAUUUGGCUCUGUCCUGACGUCUACAGCUCCUCAGCAGCCUGCAGCAGCAGGCUUCACCCUCGGCCUUGGUGGCACAACAACCACAGCAGCAGCCUCUGUAGGCCCAUCUCUGGGUGGGGGUCUCUUCUCCAGUACUAUGGCUUCAGGUUUGGGUCAGACUCUUGGAGGUGCUGGUGGGUUAACGUUAGGCUCUCUGCUGGCUACCUCCACAGCGGUAUCAGCAGCACCUGCCCCCAGCCUUGGCCUGGGUGGAGUAGACUUCAGCACUUCAUCUGAGAACAAGAGUGAUACAUCAUCUGGAGCCAAUGCUCAGGACAGUAAAGCUUUAAAAGAUGAGAACCUGCCACCAGUCAUUUGUCAGGAUGUCGAGAAUUUCCAAAAAUUUGUGAAAGACCAGAAACAGGUUCAGGAGGACAUCAGCAGGAUGUCAUCGAAGGCCAUUUCAAAAGUCCAAGAUGACAUCAAGAGCCUGAAACAGCUUCUUUCUGUCAGUGCCAGCGGCCUGCAGCGCCAGGCUCUGGCCAUCGACAAGCUGAAGCUGGAGACAGCACAGGAGCUGAAAAACGCUGACAUCUCACUGCGUACACAAAAAACUCCCCCUGGACUUCAACAUGAAAAUACUGCCCCAUCAGAUUAUUUCCGAAGCCUUAUCGAGCAGUUUGAAGUGCAGCUGCAGCAGUACAGGCAGCAGAUAGAAGAACUGGAGAAUCACCUGACCACACAGAGCAGUGGCUCCCACAUCACGCCGCAGGACCUGACUUUGGCCAUGCAGAAGUUGUAUCAGACGUUUGUGGCGCAGGCUGCCCAGCUCCAGUCUGUCCAUGAGAAUGUGAAGAUCUUGAAGCACCAGUACCUUUCCUACCGCCGGGCCUUCCUUGAAGACUCCACAGAUGUCUUUGAGUCCAAACGGGCGUCUAACAGGAAGUGGCAGACUGCGCCUCGAGUCACGACUGGGCCCGCCCCAUUCUCCAGUGUGCCCAAUGCUGCAGCGGUUGCCAUGGCAGCCACGUUGACCCAGCAACAGCAGCCAACUCCAGGGACCCAGGCACCCUUGGGGGCAGGGUUUGGAAACCCCUUUGCCUCGGCAGUGGGCACUAGCUUGGGCUCUUCUACCCUUGGAGGUUUUGGUGGUGGGCCAGGAUUUGGUGGGGUGGGGACUGGGGGGUCUUCUUUUGCCUUCUCCUCCACCAGUAAGCCCACAGGAGGCAGUCUGAGUGCAGGUUUUGGUAGCAGCAGCAGCUCAGGCUUUAACUUCAGUAACCCCGGCCUCAACCCCUCGGCCGGCCUGACCUUCGGUGUGUCUAACCAGCAGGCUGCAGGCUUUGGAGCAGGAAUGCCCCUCCUCCAGCUCAAGAAACCCCCUGCUGGUAACAAAAGGGGCAAGAGAUAGAGCCCUGCGACUGACCAGCUGACCAGCUUUGUGUUUCUAGUGGUUACGGACUGCUCUCCCAAAAGCAUAUAAAUGCUUCCAUUAUCCAAAUAAAGAAUGGUAAAGAAUUCAGUGAACACAUUGAGUAAAUCCAUAAAGAUGAGAUCUACCCCACUAUAAUACAACAACACAGGAUCUCCCAUUUAAUAUCAUUUAUAUGUAAAAGAUCCUACAGACCAACAAUAUUUUGAUUGGCCUGAGAGUUGCCUGCAGGCUUUAAUCUGUGCUUUUGGGAAUGCCAGCCAUAUAGAGAAUUGAAUAAAUCACAAAUUGUUCAGUUACCUGUCAGGAAUUCCUUAAUCUGAAUAUUGUACACAGUACAGGCAGCGUAGUUGGUUCCAUUUUGCUACAGACAAACUCAACCGCAUGACUGCACUUGAACGCCUCUCGAAGUGAUGACUUAGUCCAGGUCUUGUUUAGGGAAGGUUAAGAUACAGUAAAGAGAAAGCCCUAGUUGGUUGGUAACAGCAUAGUCCCUGCCCAAAGGUGUCAGUGGAAGGUAAUAUCUGCUCCUUGAUAGUUUUUUAGUCACAGGAGAAUGUCCAGGGUGGGUUUUUGGGGAAGCACAGUUUUAUUUUUAUACCAAGUUGAGAAAGAGAUGACAUUCUGUUAGGGGUUAAAGGGGACUUGUGUCUUGUGAUAGUCCAUUAUCUAGUCCAAAUAACCUGUCUUGAUUUUGCUAGAGUCCAUCCUUGUCGUUGUUUUAUAAUUACUUUUUCCAACACACGUUUUCCCCACUGUAAGCACUUUGGAGAGGAAACGCUGUUAAUGAAACAAGGCUCCCAUUAAAUGUUAAAUUAGUUGAAUUCAAAAGGGAUUUCACCAGCAGAUCCCAACUAAUCCACUCAGUUUAUACAUGUACUACGAUAGUGUUGCGCUUGCCAGUGUAUAUGACCUGAUUGUUUGAAUGUGCAUGUGUGCUUAUUGCACAAGUAUGAAAUCGUCUCUGGUCUAUCAUUGUUGCUGAAUUGUUUUGAGUGAUUGGGGGAUGUUCUAUUUUUUUUUUUUUUAACUGUCCAUAUAUGUUUGAUUACCACAUACUGGUAGUUGUACUAUUAUUUUCUAAUCACAGUCUAUGUUAACCUGUAUUUUCAAGAUGCUGUUUAAUAAUAAAAUCUUCAAUAUGA
Labrus bergylta (ballan wrasse) is the source of this 3304-nucleotide messenger RNA. It is a transcript of the gene nup58, whose product is annotated as nucleoporin 58. The record is from RefSeq and is a predicted model, not a curated record. Gene Ontology annotation, biological process: nucleocytoplasmic transport. Gene Ontology annotation, molecular function: structural constituent of nuclear pore. Lineage: Eukaryota; Metazoa; Chordata; Actinopteri; Labriformes; Labridae. Gene Ontology annotation, cellular component: nuclear pore.